AACCUCUGCUUCAAGUUCCAAGCUUCAAGUUCUAGGAUACCGUAGUGCAGAUGCUGGGCCUCCUGUGGCCAAGCGCACCCACACUUUCUGUGCGUGCUUCGUUCUCCAUGCUCACCUCAAGCCGGUGCACGGCAACCCCAAGUAGGGCGGUGGUGGCAGCUCGAGUAAGGGGCAGUGUGGGCGGAAGUGUUGCCGGGUUUCUCACACGAGACUUUCUGGCAAGUAGUGGCGAUCAGCAGAGUGGCGGACCAUCCACUAACAUCAAGAAAGUUUCUUCCAGGCGCUCUCCUGCUGGUGGCGAGCAUGUAAUUUGGAAGAGUCGCUUCAUCAGCUGCCUGCCUGCAGGCUUCAGCAAAAGGAACGUCUUGGCAUUGGCAAGUGAACAAAAGGGGGGCGCUCUGGCCGCAGAGAUGCCAUCGGAGUCCGUCACAGGAGUGGACUCAAUAGAAGAGUUUCAUGAAAAGAACGGCCAGUGUAAUGGGGCAAGCUUUGGUGAAGCUCCACUUUCAGGGAGCCGUCCUUGUGUUCCCAACAUGAAGGACACGACCAUAAGUGAAAGCACUUGCGGUGGUAGUUCGGUCCUUGAAACCAAUGCACCGUAUCCUGGGAUCGGUGUGUUCAAUCAAACCCAGGGCGAGGGAGGGGUCCAUUCCAAAGUGAAUGAGCAUAGGGCAUCCGCCAGUGAGAGCAUUGCGGACAUAAAUGGAGGAACAGAGGAGGCGCUGCUAAGCAGUCAGCAGUGCUCGGCAGCAGAAGGGGUUGUCGAGCCCGCACUGGGGGCGUCUGCGAAGCGGCCUUUCUGCAAGCAGUGCCAGAAGCCGGCGGUGGUGUGCAUCUGUGCGACUAUACCGAAGGCCAAGGUGGCGAACAAGACCAAGCUGGUGGUGCUGCAGCACUACAAGGAGAGAAAGCACCCGCUGGGGUCUGUCCGCUUUGCCAAGCUGGGUUUCGAGAACGUUGAGGUGGUGGUUGUCAAGGAGUUGGGCUCAGGCCUGCCCUGGUUGAAACCUCCCUUCUCCCGGAAAGAGCGCGCACGGGCGCGGGCACUCGCAAGAGCGGAGGAGCAUGCGUCAACUUCAGCCGACACUCCCCCAGGUCCAUCAGAGCAUGCUAGCGAAAACAGGAAGGAAGAUUUGGCCAGUAGCAGAGACUUAAGCUUGGAUAGCGCACCCACCAAUAGCAGCGUCAGCCAGUUGUCUGCAAGUUCUCCUGUACCCGCUUCUGCACGCAUCGAGUCGCACAAACCUUCGGAAGCGCCCACAGGUGAAAAGCCAGGUAGCACGCCCGGGAAGGGCUCGACUGGGGAAGCUUUAGACCAGGUUGCUGGCAUCCCUCUCGGGGGGGAUUCUUUGCCAGCAGAGUCCGGAGCCUCAGGGGAGGCAAACGGGUCCUUAUUGGAUCCAGCAAUCACCGCCGCGCAACUAGAGCCCGAGGUCCAGGAAGUUCGAUGGGAGCGCGACAAGUCAGGCCGCAAGGUCCGAUACCCCACGUUCGCUCCCCCCCCGGGGAUCGAGCUUACUCCGGGCACCGCCGUCCUGUUCCCGGGGCCACAAUCCGUCGAUUUACUAGAGGCGGCCCAGUUUUGGGGGCUCGCCGUGCAGUCCUCGCCCUUCUCGCCAGCCCUCCCCUCUUUGGAUAACAAGGUCCCGGCGACGACGGGCUGCGAUGUGCUGCCCGGGGCGUCCAAUAUUGGUGGAAGCUCAAACGAAUCGGGGGGCAUGUCCGGGGUAGUCGAGAAGCAGCUCGGGGCUGCGCUCGAGUCGACUGAGGGUUUCGGUUCUGCCGUCAUCGAUGACGUCACUCAGCAGCUGGGGGCUGCCUCGUUAGGAACCUCAGAAGAUUGCCUUUCAUCCGUCGGAAGAGCCUCGAACGCCGCUGCAACGCUGCCAACCCCUGCCGUAGAGUUGGGCGCCUUAGAAGCUGCGGAGCCCCUCAAACCGAAAACCCAGAACCGUCCCGAGAGGGCGCCCAUGGCGUUUCCGGAGGCGCCUCCCGACCAGCUGAUCCUGAUCGACGGUACCUGGUCGAAAGCGACCCGGGUGUACCACGAGCACGGGUGGCUGCACAGCCUGCCCCAGUACAAGCUGCCGCUCGGGAAGCGCACCAGCCGUUACCGGAAUUUGCGGAAGGAGCCCAAGAAAGAGUACCUGUCGACCCUGGAGUCGGGUGCGUGGGCCCUCCAAUUGAUCGAGCCGGCGCUCGUGGACGACAUCGAGGGGGUCCUGGAUAGCUUUGGCGAAAUGAUCAAGAGACAGGCAGAGUAUCAGGCAGAGGCCGUGCGGCAGGGGCGGUGCUGGAGACUUGCGGAGCCGUAGGGGUCUUGCUCGGACGGGGGUGCAAAUGAAGCGAAUGGUUUGCUGAUAUCUGGCAAAUACAAGCUGACCGCACCCUAGCGUGGCCGUUUUUGCACGUUGCGAGCUAGUGAAGCAAAGAGCUGUGCAAUUCGUUGAUGGAGGUUUAUUCAUCGUUGCCUUUCUUGGGAUUGAGCAUGGUGACAAUGACAAUGCCUUGCUCGAUCGGACGAUCCCAUCAAGCGAACGGCCCCACUGGAC
Messenger RNA from Klebsormidium nitens, 2552 nucleotides. Lineage: Eukaryota; Viridiplantae; Streptophyta; Klebsormidiophyceae; Klebsormidiales; Klebsormidiaceae. The record is from the annotation of a GenBank genome assembly.